Phytophthora nicotianae INRA-310 is the source of this 577-nucleotide messenger RNA. RefSeq lists its product as hypothetical. The transcript has a single exon. NCBI's taxonomy places the organism in Eukaryota, Oomycota, Peronosporomycetes, Peronosporales, Peronosporaceae. Bases 78 to 428 code for a protein of 116 amino acids. The record is from RefSeq and is a predicted model, not a curated record.
AAUUGAUGAUGGAUGACCAAAAUGGAUGUGUCCGUUUUUGCGUGUAGACAUUGACGACAGAGCACAUACCUUAUGUAAUGCAGGCAGUCUCUUACGCGAGAGUUUACGCUCCUCGUCGGCAUUCGAGAAGUUUUUCGAGGAGGAGGACAUUGCAGCUUGCAGUCUGCAAGCUUCUGCCUUACGGCAGAGUCUCUCAAGCAGCAACAUCAGCAAACGAGAUGGCUCCAUUGAAAUCGACCCUAUUGCCUGAAGAGGCCGAUUCAAGCGUGCGCACGCCUGGAGUUGAGACGAUGCGCUGUCGAUAUUGUCUUAACCACCUUCAGUUUGGUCAAAGGCGCUUACUACUGCUGUACCAGUACAUAACUACUUGUGAAUUUAUUGUGAGCAUCAUAAACCGUUAUCUAACAUGCCUUUCGCGAGGCGACUAAACCUCUUUCAGAGUAGCUGAUUGAAAAUUAUCAUUUGCUCGUCAUGCAUGAUACAUGUUCUUGGAUCACUAACCAUUUAACCGGAAUCGUUUCCACGCUAAAACUGAAAUGAGCACUGGAUGGCUGAAGUGCAGUCAGUGCAUGUGCAG